UUCGGGUCAUCAAGCACAGCUGUAUGAAUGGAAGGUGGAACUGCAUGUACAACUGACAGCCUGGCUGCAAUAACUGGGACGAAUAGUCGGGGUUUACUUGUUUAGUAACUGGAGAAAAGCAACGAAGUUAUGACAUUAAUUGACGUGUAUCUACUGUCCGAGACCCUACAGUGGUCAUGUGACCCGGAGUUGUCGUCUGCUCACGGAGGAGAAUGAGCGUACAAUGAACAUAGCAGACGACAGAAUGGGAAAUCUGUUCUCAAAAUCUCCGGGUAGAUCACCCAGCGUGAAACCGUUCGAGGUGACGUCACGGACUCGAGCAGACGACAAAACGCCAUCAAAGAUAUUAGUGAACGACGAACACCAUGAGGAACUGAACGUCCACAAUGUCAACCAGCUGUCCUCCCGCCCGGGGGGAGAGGCUGAGAGUGAUAACAUUAGUCUGGGCAUGUCAACGGUCAGCAAGAUGAGCGUCAAGACCCCACCCCCCGGGGACAUGCCGCGCUCACGGGCAUCCAACCGCACCCCCAUUCCCCUGCGCUCCAUGGAGGUGGAUGAGGAGGUGCGGGGGUACUACAGGGAGCUGCAGAGGGUGAUGGGGGACAGGGGGUACGCGGACAGGUGCCCCUCCCAGACCAUGCUGCAGGAAGCUAAGCAAUGCUAUCGGAAGAUGACCAUCGUCUGGCCGGAAGAUGAUGACGGAGUUAUCUGCCCCUCCCCUCCGAAGACCUUGAAGAAAGAUAUUCUUAGUAAAGAAAGGAUUAGGGAAUUAGACCAACAUGUAUUCAACGUGCCCCGGGAGUUCCUGAAGCAGCCUCUGUUUGACCUGGUCCAGUACCUCGUGCAGAAGGCGGAGACGGAAGUGGAGGAGGCGCACGUGCUGUACCGCUGGCUGACGUCACAAACAAUGGAGGAGGUUGUCACCCAGAACGGGCAGGUUGACACUCCCGAUGACUAUACCACUGUGUAUCUACAACGACUGAAGAGGGCUUCGCUGUCCUAUGCGGAUAUAUUCGCGGAAAUGAUGGGCUUCACGUCUAUAGAGUGUGUGAAGAUCACAGGUCAGAUGAGAGUGUUUCCCAAACAACCGUGUGAGGCUGUGACAAAGACUGAACGCCACUGUUGGUGCGCGGUGUACCUCGGGCGCGAGUGGAGACUGAUCGACUGUUUCCUGGGCGGCAAACUGUGGCACGACACUCACGACCUUCGUCGGCAGGAAGACAUCCUCAACAUCGACCCCAGCUGCUCCUUCGUCUCCGACCUCAACCACUUCUACUUCAUCCCUGAUCCAGAGAAUCUCAUCUUCUCUCACUUCCCUGACCGGGACUACUGGCAGCUACUGCCGAGGUUCAUCACAAAGGCUGAGUAUCUUACCAUGCCAUACCUCAAACCCGAAUUCUUCUGUCUCAACCUCAAUUGUCCGCAGGAUAAAAUAACCGUACCGACUAAAAACGGGAUGUGUAAGCUGAAAGUGAACUUUCGAAAAGGUUCCGGGAUGAAAUUUUCUUACAGACUUAGUAAAGUGGAAUCAAAGAAAAGCAAUGUGUCUAAAAAAGCCAGUCUUAAAAAUAAUGUGUUCUUGGAGAGCUCACUGAAUUCCAGUCGUGCCACGUUUCUUGUGAAUCUUACGGAAAAGGGCAAAUACGUCAUAGAGGUGUUUGGCAAGUGCAGCAACCUGUACAUGGAGCGACAGCCUCACUUGUGUUCCUUCGGGAUCUCCUGUUCUCAAGGGGUGGCAGGCUUCAAGUGCUACCCCGACAAUGACAGGAGCGAGUGGGGACCAGGGGCCGACGUGGAAGCCAUGGGAAUGGUGCCAGUCACACACGAUUCUGGCAUUGUUGAAACCAAAAACGGAGAAGCAGAAAUUGUGUUCAAAGUGCCAGAUAACCUGACUUUCUUUCAAACGAUAACAUCUCGCAAUGGCGGGAAGGAUCAGGAAACUUGUGUCGUUCACCAGAUGGACAAACAAAAGGUUGUUUUCACUGCCAGGCCAACGGUCGCCGGAGACUCGUGUCUCAAGAUAUUAGCCCGACCUGAACAGAGUGAGGGGCACCUUAUUCAUGUAUGCAAUUAUCUCUUACGGAGCUCAGAACCAAAUGAAUCUGUGUUUAGUUUACCUAAAAUCCCUCACGGGAGAAUUGGACCAAGAAUGAUGUUGAGGAAACUAGGAAUACGAGUCAUUAGUCCUAAGUCAGCUCUGAUAUAUUCACCCCAAUCUGGGCGGAUAGAUGUGAAAGUGCAGACGACCAAAUCAGUGACACUCAAGGCUGAUGUCACACAUCACCUGAAUGGUGUCAUUCAGGACGUGACGGAGUUUGUGUCACAGACCUUGAAUAAAAACAUUGUGACUUUCACUGUGAAACUGCCAAAACAUGGAACGUAUAACAUAAACCUGUAUGGCAAGAGAACAGACGACAGGAAGUCAACAGUGUCCCAUGACGUCACAAGGCCAGUAGAAGAGAGAGAUGGGAUGCCCUUGCUUCACAAUAUUCUCGUCGUCUGCCACUGGCCUUAUAAGGACUGCUCUGAGUUCGCAAGUACGCUGCACGACUGGGGACAAGGAUGCAAGCUGAUGGGGCCCCAGAGGAAACACCUUCCGGCAGGCUCCAUUCUGAAAUUCAAACUCCACGUGCCUGGUGCUGAUGAUGUCGCAGUUCUAGAUGGGGAGGACUGGCAGCAUCUCCAGACGGAGGAUGGUGCAUUGUGGGAAGGGGACAUCAUGGUGGAUGAUGACCAGGCAGGCUCGUCCAUCGAGGUCAAAGCGUCUGUGGGUGGAGAGUAUCGCCCUAUGCUUCAGUACCAGGUGCUGUCAUCUGUUGAGUAUGCAGCACAAAAAGAACAGAGGAAGUACAAUUCUAGGAGAGCCAAGGAGAGAAUCAAGAAGUUGAAAGCCGAGGGGAAAUGGCGUGAUCCGCUAGUGGAGAGUAACAUCAACGUUGACGACGGGGAUGACGUGUCGCUGCAGAUUGUCGAUGACGACUCCGAAGAUGGAGACAGACAAACAGAAACUGAAAGUGAGGCUGAUCCUGCUGGAUCGCUCACCGACAGUUCCACCAGCACUCUGCGCGCGGUCGUCAAGAGAGGGGUGAGCAACACGAUAGAGGUCACAGCAGAAAUAAAUGGUAAACCACUAGACACACAAAGUGACAGCAGCACCGACAGUGCCACAAGAGAACCAGUGACAGCAGCGGAGAAGGAAGCAGUCACAGACGAUGGCCAAAAUAUGGAAAAAGAUGAUUCAGACAAUAGUUCCAAAGUUCGAGAUGUUCUGGGUGUUGCUAAAACUGAUAACGAUGUGAAAGGGAAGGGUGCCAAAUGCAAGAUGGGGGAUGAAGACGUAACACAGAUUCCUACAGGGGGAAAAGUUAAACUGAAAGGUAACGACAUUAACGUCAAAGAAGGUGCUGACGGUGCAGGGAAUGACAGGGAUGUGAAGGAACAAGCCGCGGUGACCUUGAACAAGAAAGAGGUUUCCUUUGCUCUAGAAGACUCCUCCUCAGAGGACUCAGAUUCAGAGGGGGACGAAGAUGAGGAGAGUGACUUUGAGAGGUGGCAGCGCAAGCAGUUGGCGGUAGAACAGAGAGAAGAAGAGAGGACUAUUCUGGACUUCUCCCUGCCAGUUCGUCUGCUGCUGAAACGUCUGCAGGGCGCCACCAAGCGGAAGGACAAGAUCGAGCUGAAGUCCGCCAUGUCUGACUACCAGGACAAGGAACUGGACACCACCAAGCGGGAGUUCCAGGAGGCGAGAAGGAUCCUCUCUGUCCUCAACCUCAGAGACGAGAUCUUGGACACUCUCCAGAGGAGCGACAUCAAGAAGCUGAGGGUGAAGGUCGGGGAUGCAGACAGACGGGGAUUCUCCUCGGAGAUGCAGCACGAGAUGGGCCUUGCACGUGCAAGACUGAAGGCGUCGGAACACGUUCAACGUUUGCACGUGCAGAUGACAACAACGUGUAUUGACGUGCCGACACUUUCGGAGAUCAUCCGUUAUGUCAAGCCCCCGCCGCUCGUGCACCACGUUGUCAUGGCAAUGCUACUCCUGAUGCACCAACACGAGGGGAAGACAAGGCGAUGGAAGAAGAGUCAUAAACGAUGCGUCAUGAUAGGAUCUAUAAAACUGUACCAGAAAGUUCACCAAGUGCAGAUUGACGACAUUGAUCCAACAAUCGCUGCACGUGCACGGCAGCUGCUGGAGAUGUAUGCCCCGGAUGAAGCCGGCAUGGUUAGCCCGGGGGUCGGGGCUCUGUACGGCUGGGUGCAGAGAGUUGUGGAUGAGGUUCUCAGUAACCAUGACAACGGAGACGAGCCAAUCAAACCUGCUACCAUUAAAAUGCAGCGCAGGAUCUUCAAUGACGUGAAACCCACGAAGACGCCUGACUUUGUACGUGACCGGUUCAAGACCACGUCUCUCGCGGCUGUGAAACUGCGGUACAGGGACACCACCAGCAAAGACAGGCACAACAGCAAGUCCCUGCACGAUCUCAGACGGGCGGCUCAUAAUGAAUAGUGUCUCGUCAUCUGGAACAAAGUAGAAUUAUUGUUGUCUGCUUGCUGUUUCACCAGGGAUAUAAGUCUUUAUUAACACCUGGUUUGAUAAACAACAUUGUGUAUGAUUAAUGAAUUAUUAAGCAUCCAGGACUGGCCAAUUCGCGUCGCGACGUGGGAUGACGACGGGUUUAUCUAUUGUGUAUCAAACUUCAUUGUUACUUUUCGUCGACAUAUACUACACAGUUCCUGACAAUUGCCAGUAAGGGAGGCGAAUGGUUAUAAUGAGAUACAACAGUAAUUAUUGCAUGCGUAUGUUUCAAAGAGCGGUGGUGGUGGUUAAGGUGUUCGCUCGUCUCUCCGAGGUAUUAUGUACAUGAAUAUAUUGUAAAGGAGCAGUUACCAUGGUAACAGUUCAGUACAUGACACGGAUUACAACAUAUAGGAUUGAACCACAGUGUACAGCCUACUCCCAACUCCCAUCCCUUCCCCAAUCCCGUUUUCUUAAAAAAAUAGAAAAUGAGAGUUACAGUUUACUCUAUGUCAACUAUAAUGUCAACCACGAUGUGGUUCGAUGACCAUGGCCAUCAGAAUGAUAUCAGAUAUUCCUCUACUUAUUAACAUUACAAUAAUGUCAGCAAUCGCAAGUAUACAUUCGUUUACAAAUUAUUUAUUUAUCGUCGAUAUCAAAAUAUAUUCUUUCACGUGUAUUAUUUUAUUGUCUUUAGACUAAUUCCUGUCAUCUGUGAUGUAUUACGUAUACUACACAAGUGAUAACUAUGUUAUGUUUUAUCUAAAAAAAUAUAUACAGUGAAACCCCGUUAUACCGGACGCCUUCCAGGCGCUUCUCUUAUGAACGUCUACGUGUACGACAAAACAUUGCUUCGCAACAUUAUUCGUUAAUCCUGAUUCUUAUAAACCGGGCAAUUUCACUAUGAACGAUACGUCCGGGUUGACGGGGUUUCAGUGUAACGCCUACCUGUGAUACGAUGUGUUGGAUCUUUCCGAGACCCGGAUAUAGGAAGUCACUCACUAACCCUGUGUCAACACUUCUAUAUGUUUUAUGUUAAAAAGUAUUUCCAGCUUUACACUUGUGAAAAUACUUCAUUAUGCCCAUAGAGACCAAUAUUCAUACGAUUUAACAUAGUUACACACAAAAAGCUUUUUGAAUAUUAAUCACAUUAUAAAAGUACGUGUAGUUAAUAACGAGUAUACUUUUGUAGUUUUUAGUUGUGAAGGUUUCAUCAAUCUUAAAUACUUCAUGCAAAUAGUUGAGGAAAUACGCAGCUAAAUAUCGUAUAUUCCUUGAAUUACUUAAUCUUUUCACGUGUAAAAUAUCUUAAGAACAAGCUAGUACUCUUCAAGUCAUUACUGAGUAUAGCUAUUCUGGACUGUAGAGUAAGAACAUAUCAGCUGACACUGUGAACGAUUCUCAAUAUGUGUAAUAUUAUGUGUCCUAAUAAAAUUCCUG
Molecule: messenger RNA, 5953 nt
Organism: Haliotis rufescens (red abalone)
Lineage: Eukaryota; Metazoa; Mollusca; Gastropoda; Lepetellida; Haliotidae
Exons: 10
Coding region: 224-4504 (1426 amino acids)
Source: RefSeq, a predicted model, not a curated record